GAAUCAACAGUUGUAAUUAUCCAACUGAACAACCUACCAAGAGAUAUAACUUGUAUUCAAUUUUUUCUGAUAAGAUCAAUCUUGAAAUUCAUAUUUGAUAAAAAGAAAAAUAUAUUUCUAUUAAAUGAUACAUAUGAUAAUAUUCAAGCACUUAUUGAACAUAAUUUAAUUCAAGAAGAAAUUUUAACAACAACUAAUUUUCUUACUUUACCAUAAACAGUACAUUAAUAUCAAAAACUGCUUUAUCAGUUAAUAAUACAUAUGCUUUUUUUUGUGCUUUUGCAUGCAUAAAUAAUUAGUUUAGCUAAAUGAAAAUUUUCAUCUUGUGCUUUUUUUUAUUUUGCUUUUUAAUUGUUCGGUGAAUUUAAACAUUCAAAUAAUCCAUGUGCUAAAAAUUUUUUCGUUUUUUGUUUUUUUAAUAUUUUAUACUUCAUUUGUAAGCUCGUUUUCAAAAAAUAAAUUCUUUAAUUUUUGCAAUAUUAUUCUAUUGCAUAUGAAUAAAUUACUUUUUGAUGAAUAAGCAAAAAUUGAGAGUAGCAAAUUUUUGUUUUUUGUUUUUUUGAAUUUUGAUAAAUAAAAAAAAGCUAUUCAACUGAUAAACAUAUAUAUAAAUUAUUAUUUUAUAUUUAUUUUUUUAAUUCUAAUUGUAGAUACACACACAUAUAUACAUAAAACAAUGUACUACUCAAAUAUUAUAUCAAGUGUUCAAUCGAUUGUCAAUAUGAAUAUUAAUUCAUUGAUAUUUUGUUUAAUAUCCAUUUGUUUAUUUUUUUUCUUGUUAAAUUUGUAUCUGGAAAAGAAAAUAAAUAUAACAAUUGAAAAAUUAAAUGCUAAAUUAAUUAAAACAGGUGAAACAAAGAAGAAGAAAAUAUUGGAAAAUUUAACUGAUUUCGUACCAUUACAAAAUUAUAAAUUUUAUUGUAUUGAUGAAACACCAAGUGCAGCUAAAAUUCAAGAAUUAAUAAAUGAAGCUGAAACAACUUAUAAAUUUACAGUAUUUCAAUUUGAUGAUAUUGCAUUUAAUAUGCAUUAUAUACAAAUAGAAUUAAUUCAACAAUCAAUAUCAAUAAUAAUCAAUGUAGAAUUAUUUGAAAAUUGGCAAGUCCACUCGCCAUUAAUUCAUGAAUUAUUUGUUGUCGUGUUUCACCGAUCAAAAACAAUACAACUUUGGGGUAAACCGAAUCAAUAUGAAUAUAAUUAUGAAAUCUAUGAACUAUAUAAUACAAAUGGAAUAUUAAAUUGUCAUAUCGUUUAUAUACAAGAUUCAUUUAAAAUAUGGUACAAUAAAACAUUUAAUCAUAAUGAAAAUUGUGGACAGAUACUUGAUUUUGAAGAUAUUGAUGGUCCAUUAUGUACUUGUUCAUAUAGACCAUUGAAAAAUUUAAAUGAUACAUGGGAUUUAAAACAAGCAAUUGCAUAUACAUUUGAAGAACGUCUUGAUCCUGAAAAUUUUCAUUUAUAUAAAUGUUUAGCAAUAAUAAAACUUGCAACUGUUCUUAAUGAAAAAUGCAGCUAUGAAAAAAUUCAAGAUUACAUCAAAAUAAAUCAUUUAAAACAAAAAGUAAUGUUUAAUUUUAUUUGA
Messenger RNA from Rotaria sordida, 1582 nucleotides. NCBI's taxonomy places the organism in Eukaryota, Metazoa, Rotifera, Eurotatoria, Philodinida, Philodinidae. The record is from the annotation of a GenBank genome assembly.